CAGCCAGGCGCUUCCCGCAGCGCGGGGCCGGGCCUGCGUGCGCCUGCUCUGGUGGCCGGGGCGAGCGAGGAGACGUGGCGGCGUUGGGUUCGCUUGUGUGUGGCAGCCGCCCCCAGCCGUCCCGCCCCAGGAGCCCCUGACAGGCCGGGGUAGGGAGACGUGUGCGAGCGCCAGCGGCCCGGCCUCGCCCGUCCGGCUCUCCCCGCCCCGGGCUGGGAGGUGAUGUCGUUAUGCGGAGACUCCGGCCACUCCGCUGCCCCUCGGCCCCGGCCCCAGCCCCGUGCUGCCCAGAUGUCCCGGAGACCCGAGCUGGUGUGCGGAGCUGCUAUCGUGCUGGGCUGCGCCCUCCUGGUCACCCUCAAAGUCACCUCCAGCCGAGCAAAAGAUGUAACAAUGGCAGCGAAAGUUCCAGUUAAUUUCUUCUCCUCAAAAUCUCCAGUCCUUGAUCUUUUUCGGGGGCAACUGGACUAUGCAGAUUACAUUCGCCAAGAUUCUGAAGUUGUACUGUAUUUUUUUUAUGCCCCAUGGUGUGGACAGUCCAUUGCAGCAAGGGAAGAAAUUGAACAAGUGGCAAGCAGAUUGGCAGACCAGGUGCUGUUUGUGGCAGUUAACUGCUGGUGGAACCAGGGGAAAUGCAGGAAACAGAAACAUUUCUUUUAUUUUCCUGUGAUAUAUUUGUACCAUCGGAGUUUUGGACCAAUUGAAUACAAAGGCCCUAUGAGUGCUGUUUAUAUUGAAAAGUUUGUUCGCCGGGUGAUGACACCACUACUCUACAUCUCGUCUCGAUCAAAAUUACUAGAUUUCCUCUCAAAUUAUGAGCCUGGAGUUCUAGGAUAUUUUGAGUUCAAUGCUUCACCUCAGCCUCCUGGUUAUUUGAUAUUCUUCACAUCAGCAUUACAUUCAUUAAAGAAAGAUUACCUUGGAACAAUACACUUUGGAGUGAUCACGGAUAAACAAAUUGCAAAGGAGAUCUCGUUGACGCGCUCGGGAAGUGUGUACCUUCAUAGACAUGUCAACACUUCGCUUAUCUAUCCAAAUGAAGUCAUGAACUACACAGCUGAGAAUAUUUGCAAGUGGGCUCUAGAAAACCGAGAGACAUUUAUACAUUGGUUGAGACCACAUGGAGGAAAAAGCCUUCUACUAAACAAUGAACUGAAGAAGGGACCAGCACUUUUCUUCUUUAUACCCUUCAAUCCCUUAGCAGAAAGUCAUCCUCUUUUAGAUGAAAUUGCCAAAGUGGCCUUGGAAUACAACUACUGUAAUAAAAGCCAGGCAGCUGAACCUGUUCUUCAGCACUUCAGAGAUGCAAAUUCACCAGAUUUUGAAUCCAUUGUUCCACAUGCGCGAACACGAGUUGCAGACACAUACUCCAUAACAAAGUAUCCAUGCUGCAACACGGUGGUGCUCCCUCAGUGGCACUCGAUCUCUAGGACUCACAAUGUCUGUGAGCUUUGUGUCAACCAGACAGUUGGGGUCAAACCAAGUAAAGUCAAUGUACCACAGUGUAACUUUUUAGAGAUAGAAGCAGCUUUGGACUCUUUCUACCUCAAGGAACAUACCUUUUUCCAAUUUGUAUCAAAUACCAUAGAAUGCAACAAUUUCCUAAGUUUCUAUAGUCCUUUUAGCUACUACACUGCAUGUUGCAGGACAGUAAAUAGGGGUCUGAUAAAUUUAAUUAGUUCUGAAAAGACCAUAUUUCAGACCCCUAAAGUAGCAUUUUCUUCCAGUGGGAAGAAAGGUAAGGAUGAUACCCAUCAUUCUAUUCCUCACAUUGAGGAUAGGAAUUAUUUUACUUCUGAUCUUAGUGUUAAUGGUACUCACAUUACUGGCCUGAGAUGCAGGACCAACAAGACCUUGAAUUUCUAUCUACUGGAUUCAAAUUUGUUUUGGAUGUAUGCGGAGAGACUCGGAGCAUCAGGAUCUACUCAUAUGAAGACAUUUGCUGCCAUUGUUGAUCUGAAGGAAGAGGCACACUAUAUCUUGGAUCAGAAUCAAACACUUAUAAAAUCAGCUCUAGAGAACUUCAUUCAAAACUUCAGCAUUCUAUACAGUCCCUUGAAAAGGCAUCUUGUUGGUGACUCUUCAGUUCAUUUUCCUGCACAGCACAUAAUCACCGAAGUGACUACUAAUACCUUUCGUGAUGUGGUGGUUUUGAGUGAAAAGAAUGUCUUGCUGCUCUAUUAUGCGCAAUGGUGUGGAUUCUGUGCUUCUCUUAAUCACAUCUUUAUCCAACUAGCACGACUUCUGCCUCCAAAUAACUUCACUGUGGCGAGAAUUGAUGUCACUCAAAAUGACCUUCCAUGGGAAUUUAUGACGGAUCGUCUCCCAACCAUUUUGUUUUUCCCUUAUAACAGGAAGGACAAAAGUGUGAAGUUUCCUGAAGAUUUUUCAGUUACUCUUCCUAAUCUGCUUAAGUUCAUUUUACAUUACUCAAGUCUACCUUCAGCUGCACCUGACUUAGAGCCCUGUGCCAAAGAAUGUCCACAGAAAGAGAGAGAGUUACAGCAAGAGCACAUCUUCCACUUAAGGAGUGAGAUUCAGAAAUUGAGAUCAGAAGUCAGUGCACUACACCAGGCUCAAGAUCAGCUGGAAGUCCAACUUUCUGAAGCCAGAAGAGAAGAACAUAAACUACAGCAGCAGAAGCAUACACUGGAAAAGCAGCAGAGUGUCCUCCAGCUCCACAGUGAACAAUUACAGGCACAAUAUGAACAGAAGAACAGAGAAUUAGAAGAAAUGGCUGAGAAGCUUCAAGAAUUAGCAGAUGCAUCAGAUAACCUCCUUACAGAGAAUGCUUUACUAAAAGUCCUGCUAGCAGCAAUGGAGGGGAAGCUAGAGAACAGAGAUGAGACCAAGAAAUCCAUUCAGUCAGAGGAGACUCUUUCCACCCACAAUACUGGGCCAGUUCUAACUGCUAUAGACAGAUUACAUGAAAGAGAAAGGCUUGAUGUUUCCAAUACUGAUACCACAGUGACGGAGCAUAAAGAAAACAGGACAGAGUAAUUAUUUAUGCUAUGGGGAGUGGGGAAAAAAAAAAUCAGGAAUGACACUGUAUUGGGAAGGUAUUUAUGCAAAUUUUAUUUGUUGUAAAUAAAAUAUUUUCCAAUUGUCUAGAAAAAUCAAA
Messenger RNA from Gopherus flavomarginatus (Mexican gopher tortoise), 3121 nucleotides. RefSeq names its product thioredoxin domain containing 11 (gene TXNDC11). NCBI's taxonomy places the organism in Eukaryota, Metazoa, Chordata, Testudines, Testudinidae. The record is from RefSeq and is a predicted model, not a curated record. Bases 223 to 3000 code for a protein of 925 amino acids. The transcript has 12 exons.